GGCGGCAACCCAUUCCUCCUCCUUCCCUCCUCAACCUCAUAACCAAAACCACCACAUUAUCACGCUAUUAUUAUCAUUCCCACCUUUUUAAAAAGUGGAAAGAAUGAAAAAAAUAUCUGCGAUAUAAGACAUGGGUCCUCUCGGUCACCUCCUUCGGGAGCUCCUCUUGAGAUCUCUCUCUCUCUCUCUCUCUCUCUCUCUCUCUCUCUCUCUCUAUAUGCCAGAGACACCUUAGGCCUGUCUGAAACAAAGAGAGUUUGGGGGAGAGACGUUGGUGUUUUUCUUCCCUCGUGUGCUUAAAGAGCAACCUGGAGAUCUGCCAUUUUGGUUAAAGUUUGAAUCUUUAUGAACGGAGAUGGAAAUGGCAAUGUUCUCGGGACUGACUUGAAGCGGUGACCGAGCUGAAACAUACCCUUUUUGUGAGACCAUGAUGGUCCAUCACGAGAAUCAACACGGCGGCGGCGGGGUUGGAGGAGGUGGUGGUGGUCCCGCCGGUGGUGCGUUUCCCAAUGUUGUUCUUCUUCCUUCUGAUGUCUCUGGUGGUGCUCGUGGCGAUAAUGGUGGGCUUGGUGGUGGAUUUGUGAGAACUCUGCAGCCUUAUGACAUGGCUCCUACUGUUCACACUGCCUUCAGAUCCCCUGGAGCAAUGUUGGGAUAUCCUUUUACGCAUGCACAGUGGAAGGAGCUUGAGAGGCAAGCUAUGAUUUACAAGUACAUGAUGGCUUCCAUUCCAGUACCUGCCGAACUUCUCAUCCCUAUGUUUACGUCCAGAGACGGUCCUCCUCGUUAUUCCUUUGGGAAUGGAUAUAGUCUAAGGUACUCGAGCAAUGGAGAUCCAGAGCCAGGGAGGUGCAAGAGAACGGACGGUAAGAAGUGGAGAUGCUCAAGAGAAGUGGCUCCUGAUCAAAAGUACUGCGAGCGUCACUUGCACAGAGGCCGUCCUCGUUCAAGAAAGCCUGUGGAACUCCAUCCGUCCGUGUCCAAGAAGACCCGCCUUCUUCACCAGCCCAGUCCUCUUCCAAAAACAGAGGACCCUUCGUUUCUUCACAAGCCCAGUCGUAGUUCUCACUCUGUCGAAUCUCCCCUCAAGGAAGCUAGGAACACGGACUGGCUCAUGAUAGGAGAAUCUUCUCCGGUCCCAAUGCCGGAUCAACAACAAUGGCCAAGUUUGAUGCAUAGCAAAAUAGGAUCAGCUGCCGAGAGCUCCCUCGACAAUUUCAAUCCUUUCCUAGUGAAAGAAGAACCCCUGAACCUAAGUUUUUCUACAGGUUUUCCUUCUGGUGAAAUCCAUCAUCUCAGCAAAAACCAGUUUUUCCUCAACUCUUAUUCACUUCCCCUUGACAAGACCCAGAUUGAGAACCCCAAGGGAUUCAUUGAUGCCUGGUCUAAUUCGGUUUCAGCCGGCAACAAUAGCCGCUGCUCUGUUUCUUCGGAUGAAAAUAUCUCUCUUUCCUCACUCACUCUGUCCGUGGGUGGCAAUAAUUCAUUCGAAGAACAAAUGGGCCGAGCGCAUUUAGGCGUCAGUCGAUUGGAUUCUGACCAGAAUCCGAGCAGAAACCACUCUCAUGCCACUUCUUGGCUUGGUUCGACUUCAUGGGUUUCUUCAACGCCCGGAGGACCGUUGGCCGAAGUGCUCGGAGCUGGUAUAAAUGCGACCCUUUCUAAUCCACCAUCUCCUGGGGCAGGUAAUGAAGACCCUGGUAGUGUUUUGACGACUACAGUUUCUUCUCCUUCAGGGGUCUUGCAUAGAACAUUGGCUUCUUUGUCCGAUAGUAGUGGCGGUAGCAGUCCGACCCCCUCGAGUUCCAUGGCUAGGUCAGAAAUCACUGUCAAGUGGUUCAAUCCUAACAAACUGGCAUCAUCUUAAUUGAGGAGGCAGACUUUUCUUAUCAUCUUCGUGCGUGAGCUGUUCUUGAAUGUGUUCCUGAUGAAUUUGCAUUGCAAUUUACUUUGGGCAAAGUUGUAAAAUGAUUGGUGAAGUUGAACACCUAGUACUGGAAAUCAAGACAGAUUGUUAAGUU
Molecule: messenger RNA, 2021 nt
Organism: Rhodamnia argentea
Lineage: Eukaryota; Viridiplantae; Streptophyta; Magnoliopsida; Myrtales; Myrtaceae
Product: growth-regulating factor 7
Exons: 4
Coding region: 428-1867 (479 amino acids)
Biological process (GO): regulation of DNA-templated transcription; developmental process; DNA-templated transcription
Cellular component (GO): nucleus
Molecular function (GO): ATP binding
Source: RefSeq, a predicted model, not a curated record